AGGACAGGAAACUCGGCCGCCUCGGUGCCAUGCAAGCUUGAUUUGAAGUUAAUCGGGGCGCCAAAAGGGCCGUUGACGUUGGUCCUUGCAGCUACAGUACGAGUAAAUUUAUCUACUUGCGCAUCUUGCAUAGAGCUGGGCAAGGAUUUUGAGUUGCCCCGCACUGAGUGAGACUGAUGUGAUGGCGGCCAUGGGCAGAGGAAGGAAACCGAAUGAGACGAGAUCAGAUGAGGCGAAGGAGCCAGAAGGGACGCUGCAGGCAAGGUGACAUCCCAUCCCAUCCCACUGCCCCUACCUUGUCGAGCUCAUUUGCCCGCGGCCGAGGUAGGGCCAGCUACCCAAGUAUCAAUCAAAUAUGGAUAGUAUUAAAAGGAAAGACAAGGGCCGGCAAAUAGAUGAGCUGCCUCAAUCGCAUCCCGACACUCAAUUGACCAUGGCUGUUCUGUUGGCCUGGAUAUUGCUUGCCAUCACAGCUGUUUCGAGCUCCUCGAUGCUGCCUCGGGCAUCUAAAGAUCCAUUGGCUGCGUGUCCAGGUUACAGAGCAUCGAAUAUCAAGACUGGAUCAUCCACCCUCGCAGCUGAUUUGACUCUUGCUGGUCCUGCUUGUAAUGUUUAUGGAGAUGACUUGAAGAGCUUGACUUUACAAGUGGUGUAUGAGACAAAUGAUCGAAUUCACGUAAAGAUUCAGGAUGCGGCGGAUAUCGUCUACCAGAUCCCAGCCAGCGUCCUUCCACGCCCGACAGCUUCUCGUGGAAUCAAUUCCAAAAAGGCUUCGAUUCAGUUCAAAUAUACUGCGUCUCCGUUCUCCUUCUCCAUCACCCGAGCCAAGACCGGAGAAGUAUUAUUUGAUACUUCGGCUGCAAGUCUCGUGUUUGAGUCUCAGUACCUCAGAUUGAGGACAUCGCUUCCCGCAAACCCAAAUUUGUACGGCCUAGGUGAACAUUCAGAUCCCUUUCGCCUCAAUACCACAAACUACAUUCGUACCCUAUGGUCUCAAGAUUCCUACGCAAUUCCAGCUGGGGCUAAUCUCUACGGCAACCAUCCUGUGUACUUUGAGCACAGAACGACUGGGACACAUGGGGUGUUCUUCGCCAAUUCCAAUGGCAUGGAUGUCAAGAUCAACAAUACCAAUGGGAAAGACCAGUAUCUAGAAUACAACACCCUUGGUGGCGUUCUAGACUUCUAUUUCCUGGCUGGCCCUACUCCCGUGGCUGUUUCGCAGCAGUAUGCCGAAGUUGUUGGGUUGCCUUCGAUGCAAUCGUAUUGGUCAUUUGGUUUCCACAAUUGCAGAUAUGGCUACGAAGAUGCGUUUGCAGUCGCAGAGGUGGUCUACAACUACUCGAAAGCCGGUAUUCCAUUGGAGACCAUGUGGACUGACAUUGAUUAUAUGGACAGGAGGAGGGUCUUCUCCCUCGAUCCUGAGAGGUUUCCUCUCGAUAUGUUCCAAGACAUUAACCACUAUUUACACGCGCACAACCAGAAGCAAAUCGUAAUGGUGGAUCCUGCCGUCGCUUAUCAGCCAUACCCACCCUACCAACGCGGAGCGGAAGAUGGCAUUUUCUUGAGACGGGACAAUGGUUCUUUUUGGCUGGGAGUGGUGUGGCCUGGUGUGACUGUUUUCCCUGAUUGGUUCAACAAGGAUAUUCAGAGUUAUUGGAACAACGAGUUUUGGACGUUUUUCUCGCCCAAGAAUGGAAUUGAUAUCGAUGGGCUAUGGAUCGAUAUGAACGAGCCGUCCAACUUCCCUUGCAAUUUCCCUUGCUCGGAUCCAUAUGCGGCAGCUGUAGGUUUCCCUCCCGAAGCCCCGCCAGUUCGAAGCCCGCCUCGCUCACUACCUGGCUUCCCUUGCUCUUUUCAACCAGCUGGAUGCGGUGACAGUAAGGAGCGGAGAGAUAUCGAAAAGUCAGAUGUGUCUGCUCCACGUUCGAUUGCCUUGAUUACAGAGCGGCAAUCAUCUGGGAAAGUAUUGGGUUUGCCUGGACGAAAUUUGUUGUACCCUAAGUAUGCAAUUCAUAAUGCAGCUGGGACGGACAACGGUCUUGGAGGUGGCAUCUCCAACCACACCGUCAACACUGAUGUCAUUCAUCAAAAUGGCCUUGCUAUGUACGAUACUCAUAAUCUGUAUGGAACAAUGAUGUCCACAGCUUCUAGAAAUGCGAUGGAGAACCGCCGUCCUGCUGAGAGACCACUCAUCAUCACUCGAAGUACUUUCGCUGGUGCUGGUGCACAUGUUGGCCACUGGCUCGGCGACAAUGUCAGUUCUUGGUUAGGCUAUCGAAUUUCUAUCCGUACAAUGCUUGCCUUUGCCUCAAUCUACCAGGUCCCCAUGGUUGGCUCCGAUGUUUGCGGAUAUGCAGACAAUACCACAGAGCCACUUUGUGCUCGCUGGGCUACCUUGGGUGCGUUCAGCACGUUUUAUAGAAACCACAACGGAUACCAGCCCAACAUUGCUCAAGAAUUCUACCAAUGGGCAAGUGUGACGACUGCCGCUAAGAAGGUAAUCGACAUCCGCUACCGCCUGCUCGAUUAUAUCUACACCGCAUUCUAUGAGCAGACUUUAGACGGCACCCCACUCAUCAGCCCCAUGUUCUACAUCUAUCCAUCAGAUCCAGCUACAUUUGGUCUUGAGCUUCAAUACUUCUACGGGCCCUCAAUCAUCGUCUCACCAGUGACAGAAGAAGGAUCCACCAGUGUUUCCGUCUAUCUGCCGAAAGACAUCUAUUAUGACUUUUACACACAUGCUCAAGUUCAAGGUAAAGGAGCGGCCUUCCAAAUCAAUAAUGUGGCACUUACCGAUAUUCCACUCCACUACCGCGGCGGCGUGAUUGUUCCUCAGCGCAUCGAAAGUGCCAUGACGACCACCGAUCUGCGUAAGAAAGAUUUCGAGAUCUUCGUCCCUGUCGGCGCCGAUGGAAAAGCAUCAGGCUCAUUGUACAUUGACGAUGGUAUCAGUCUUGAGCAAAAGGGGACCACCUAUGUCAAGUUCGACUUCGAUGGGAAGACGUUCAGUGUUAAGGGAGAGUAUGGAUACAAGUCAGGUGUCAGCGUUAAGAGGCUCGUGUUCUUGGGUGUUGGAGGUAGUGUGAAAGGAUGUGAGGUUGACGGUAAGAGCGUCAAUGGGUGGAAUCUUCAUGCAAAGAAAGGGAAACUGGUCGUCCCUGUUGGGAAGCCAUUGACGAGAGAUUUUAAGAUCGUGCUUAAGAAGUAAUGGAUGCUAAAUGUGGAAGUAAAUAGUCUUGCUCCUGCAUCUCCUAGGCGAGGGAAACAAAACAUUGACUGAAAUGGCGUUCGUUGACGCAAGAUGAGGAACAGUGAUUGUUUUCGCUCAUGGCUAUCGAUCUGUACAAUUUCUCAGGUUCAGAACGACAAGUCCUACGGUUCCUUAGAACGUCAAAGCAGUAGUCUCGGCGAAUAAGGAAUGGUCACCAAAAUUGAACGUAGAU
Messenger RNA from Cadophora gregata, 3443 nucleotides. RefSeq lists its product as uncharacterized. Gene Ontology annotation, molecular function: hydrolase activity, hydrolyzing O-glycosyl compounds; carbohydrate binding. Lineage: Eukaryota; Fungi; Ascomycota; Leotiomycetes; Helotiales; Ploettnerulaceae. The transcript is spliced from 6 exons. Gene Ontology annotation, biological process: carbohydrate metabolic process. The coding region runs from base 356 to 3208 and encodes 950 amino acids. The record is from RefSeq and is a predicted model, not a curated record.